AUGAAGGCUGCCGUUGACAAGAUGGCUGAUCUGCAACUUCCUGCUGCUGCUCGCAACGGCGACGGUGAGAUGUUCUGCAGCAGCGUGCUUCUGAAGAGCGUGAGGCCGCUGCUGGAGAAUCUGGCGAAGCACGGAAGUGCGUCAUCCUCCCAAAGCCUCGCAGACGGCCAGCACAAGCCCAUGAAGGUGCACUUGGCGGACGCACCUGAUGUGAAGCGGCCUGGAAUCGGCCGCUUCGGAGGCAAGAAAGCUGCUGCCGUGCUUGCACCUGUGGUCGUCCCUGCUUCUCCCUUCUCACCAUCUGCUGCUGCUGCAGUCACUCCGUCUGCUGUGGUUGCGCCGGUGGUGGUGCCUGAGGUAACUCCUGCGGCUACAGUGGCUUCAACCACACCACAGGUGCCUGAAGCGAGUGUGAAAACAGAAGCAAUGUCCGAGGAGGCGAGUGCACGUGCUGCUGUUCCGAGUGAGAAAGCGAGGUGGGCGAAGCUUCGUCAGGAGGUUCAAGCUAUGGGUAUUGCGCUGACACGUGCUGCUUACCUGAGGUGGGACAAGCGGAGCAAGGAGCCAUCAUGGGCCAUGGAGAUUGAAGCGGCCAUUGAAGCCGCCCUGCGUCCCUGCUUUUUGCCCAAGCUUCCUAAUGCUGGGGCCAAUCUGACUCCCAAAACCGCCAGCAGCAGGCAUGCGAGUGGGGUGAAGAGGAGAGAGGAGGGUGGGUGUGGGGAGGGAGCAGCAGGGAGGGCAGCGGGUGGAAGGCAGGGUGGUGUGAAGGCAGCAGGUGGCAGAGCAGUGGCAAGUGGCGUGUGUGGCAGGGAGGGGGUGAAGCAGCAGGCGGGGAGGAGAGAGGGUUUGGUGCAUGAGAGGCAGGCAAGGCCAGGCUACAGCAGCAGCAGGGCGCACAGAAGGAGCUCCUGA
This is a messenger RNA of Closterium sp. NIES-65, 912 nucleotides long. The record is from the annotation of a GenBank genome assembly. NCBI's taxonomy places the organism in Eukaryota, Viridiplantae, Streptophyta, Zygnematophyceae, Desmidiales, Closteriaceae.